AAAUAGCAAGCUUGCCGCCCGCUGCAGUCGCGCUCGUGACUUCGUACAAUCUCUUCCUUUAACUCUUUUUGUUUGUCUUUACAACGUAUGUCGUGAAUACAACCCGUAAGUUGACUCGAUAGUCGAAGAAGUAAAGAAGUGUAUAGAAUAUUACAAUACCUUUCUCGGUUUUGGUUGACCACACUUUAUGUUGAUUAGGUGGUCAGUGAAGUGAACGCGGGUGUCAGUUUCAGUGCUGUUGGUUUGGUGAUUUUAUUGAAAUUAACUAAAACAAUAGUUUUCGACGAGGGAUAUUUGUAGAACAGAAUCUUUGGAAACUACAGUGCUACUAAAAAAGAAAACUUCAAGUAGUUUAUUAAGAUGCGGUACAGAAUGCACGUGAUUUUGCUGUCGCUAUGCCUCAUCAAGGUGGCGUGGCCGUUGCCCCAAGGUGCUCCCACCACGGCAUGCCAGAGUAUGGUACCCUUCCACGGAGGCAUACAGCCUCAAGCGGGCAUAUCACCCUACACCGUGGCACCGCGCCGAGAAGGUAACAAAGUGGUGGUCACUUUGACGUCGGGUUUGGGAGUGCCGUUCCAAGGAUUUUUAUUACAAGGAAGGACCCCAGAUGGUGCCAUCUUGGGGGAAUUUGACUCUUCCACAAUUAACGAAGGCCAUCCACUGGAUUGUGCAGAGCCAGCAGAUUCCAUUACUCACAAUUCUCCAAAUGAUAAGUCCAGUAUUAAUGUUGUUUGGACUCCACCUAGGGAAUACGAAGGACCAGUAAUUUUCAACGCUACCAUAGCACAAGCCUACGAUACUUUUUGGGUCGGAAUCGAGUCCAACCUUGUGCCUAUUACCAAAAGAGGUGCAAAUGAUCCUACCUUCAAUUUUCCUACCGAACCCAGUUCCAGAACACCUCCGAAUUUUGUGCCAUACCAACCGAAACAGAGUUCGACUGAAUUCGAUCCAUUUUAUGAUGGAUGUGCUGUGAACAAAUUGUGUUUUGGGGCUCCAGCUGAUUGCGUUAGUUCGAAGAGCUGUAAGGCAGUGGUUGGAGUGAUAGUUACUGGUGAUAGAUAUGACUUUGAAUUGAAGGCGGACAGUAAUGCAGCCUGGGUUGGAGUCGGUUUAUCUGACGACGACAAAAUGGGCGACGACUCAGUCAUCGAAUGUGUGAAGAGAGGAAAUGGUGUAGCCGCAUAUAUGUCUUACACUACCGCUCCAAAUUAUGGUGCGCCCAGAUUAGCUAAUCCACAACUUGGAAUUCAACUAUUAAACAGCAGUUUGGUAGAUGGUACGAUAUACUGUAAGGUGCGAAGAGAUGUUUCCACAAACGUUAAUGGAAGGUUUUAUGAUUUAGUUAGUGGAAAAUACAAUUUACUAAUUGCAGCUGGAAGUAGUGUAAAACCUAAUUCCGUCUCAUUCCACGACAUCGUUUAUCUAGCUAGUGCUGAGCCUCAAGCGUUAGCUGACGUUUCGGCGUUAGCUGCCAAAUCAAAAUUGUUGAUUCGUUUACACGGAUGUUUCAUGUUAGCAGCCUGGUUAGGAACAGCUUCAAUCGGAAUUUUGUUGGCCCGAUAUUAUAGACAGACCUGGGUUGGACACCAAAUGUUUGGAAAGGAUAUGUGGUUUGCAUGGCAUAGAACCUUUAUGGUACUCACUUGGGCGCUGACAAUAGUGGCUUUUGUCCUGAUAUUUGUCGAGCUCAAAGCAUGGUCGGGUGAAAAUAAACCUCAUGCCAUAUUAGGAACGGUUACCACAAUAUUGUGCUUUAUACAACCAAUUGGAGCCUACUUCAGGCCGCAUCCUGGUACACCAAAGAGAGCUAUCUUCAAUUGGUUACAUUGGGGUAUUGGCAAUGCAGCCCAUAUCGUUGCAAUUGUAACGCUCUUCUUUGCUGUCAAACUGACCAAAGCAGAACUGCCAGAAUUUGUAGACUGGAUAUUAGUAGCAUAUGUUGUAAUUCAUGUUAUUAGCCAUUUAGUAUUAUCGGUAAUGAACUGUGUUGCUGAGAGAUCUGGAGAAAAUCGAAUAACAUCAUUUCCAAUGAAAGAUUUAGGCGGAUCUGGUAGAACGUCAGCAUAUACUGACAGAAACCCAGAUGCUCCGUUUUCAACGUUCAGAAAAUUCAUCUUAGCGAUUUAUAUAGUGAUAGUUUUAAUAAUUGUGAUAGCUCUUAUAGUCAUAACAGCUUUGGCUCCAAUUGAGGAAGCGUGGUCCAACUUAAAAUCGUCCGUGACGAACAGAAACUAAUGAGGAAUUUAACAAAUUAAACUAUUUAAAAGUUCAACUAUUACCGUCUUAGCAGAAGGCCUAAUAUCUCUGACGUAAGAAUCUGACGUCAUCGAACGAAGGCGUUUAGUUUUGAAUGACAAUGUGCCUGAUUUCUAAGUGAUUUUUUGUCAUUAAAUAUAUUAUAUCUUAUUCAAGAGUAGAUGUGCAUGAAGUCUAGUUAGUGUUAGCGGGAUAUAAAGCAAUUAUAACUUAACAAAAAAACGAUUUGUGGCUAUUAAUCUAGAUGAUUUUGAUGGGACAAAUAUAGCUGGAUUUUUUAAGAAGUUAUUAUGUUAUCCUAAGUUAGAAAAUGUUGAUGAAUUUAAUACAUUUUUCUUAUUAAUAAAUACUAGGCAUGGUUGCUAUUUACUGGAUUCUUUAAAGUGGUAAUAAAAAUAAUUAUUUUUUAAUUUUUAUUAACUGUGAUGAGAAGUACUAAAAAUGUAUAAAAAUUAUCUCUAUUCUACUUACUAUGUACUAUAAUACAAUAUAAUCGAAAAAAAAACGGCGUCAGCGAUGGCUAUGAAAUGAAAAUUGCUGUCAUUUUAUAUGUAAAAUUAUAUGGAAAAUUUUAUCGAUCGUCAUUUCCAAGUCAACUGGAUGCCGUUAUUUUUAUCACGGUAUUAUCCUUAAUUCGCCUGAUUAUAAAACAUUAUAUCAGAGAUUAGGUAUCCUAUAAGUAUACAGAUAAAAAUCUUGUCCCUAUUUCUUGAUAAUUAACAAGUAAAUUUUCUUGUGCGCAAAAAUAAACUCCCGUUUAAACAGCGUAAUAACUGGGCCGGUCACAAGGCCGGGCAGGCGCUGUGCACAAUUUUAGAGGCCAUAAGUGGGCGUGCUUAUGCGCAAAUUAAUAACGUAACUAGUGCGCGACUCCGAAAAUUGGAACCACGAAAAACAAUGCUUUUGACGAUAAGUUUAUAAUCUGUAUAUUUAUAAUCUUGAAUAUUUCGUAUGUCUAUACUAAAUAUCUAUGGCGUAUAGAUAUAUUACGGGAACACGGUUUUAUUGUUUAUUUUUUUAAAUAUUCUGAUUCCGCUUAUUGAGAUUUCCGUCCAUCACCUUCUUUUGAUGACGUCACACAUAGUAAUACCACAGCGUAUUCCUAGAUAUUCACUUAUUUUAUGUUACGUACCAAGCGGGAUUCUGAGCUUUAUUGAAGCUCCGUUUAUAAAAAGUAAAGACACUGGUGCUCUGAUUGCCUGCAUGCGUACUAGAAGAGCGAGUGUAAAAAUUAGCUGUGUCUAAAGUCGUCUGGCUGUCUAAUGAAAACGCUGUGGUAAUACCCUAGGCCUUCUCUUUUUCUCGAUGUAACGGUUCAAUUAACUUUAUGUUUUUUAAAGUGAUACAAACUAAAACAUAUUAAUGUGCAAUACGCUUUGAGAUGAACAUUUUGAAAUUAUUUUUUAUACAGCAUGACUAAAGUUCAGUAAUAUAAAUAUUUUUCUAUAUUUUUAGAAUUCAUUAACGACUGAUAGUCUUAUAAUUCAUUUAUUUUUAAGCAAAUUAUCUUACUAAGAUUAUCAUUUAUUUUUGGAUUUUUAUUCUGUGUCUAACUAGAGUUAUACAAAUAAAACAGUACAUACCUGUUGUCCAUUAUAUAUUAUACGUAUAAUAUAAAAAUGUAAGAGUUUGAAUGUAAGUGCGGAACAAAACCAGUUGUUUUAAAUGUGAAGUAUGAAGUACGUGAAUAGUUUUAUAACUACUUUAUUAAUAACAUGUUUGUUACAAUAAUUGUUAGUUGCAUAGGUGAACUAAAAUUAGGUAUAAAAUAUGAGAUGUAGGUACUUGAAGGAUUGAUUUUUUACAGCCGACAGUAUUUGAUAUGAUUUUGAUACUUAAGUAUAUACAAAUAAUUUAUUAAUGUGUUUAUAUCGCAAAAACAGACCUGUAUUAAAUGUAGUAAAAUUUUAUGUAAAUAUAUAUUAUUUUAAUAUUA
Molecule: messenger RNA, 4192 nt
Organism: Sitophilus oryzae (rice weevil)
Lineage: Eukaryota; Metazoa; Arthropoda; Insecta; Coleoptera; Curculionidae
Product: putative ferric-chelate reductase 1 homolog
Exons: 11
Coding region: 361-2235 (624 amino acids)
Molecular function (GO): oxidoreductase activity, acting on metal ions
Source: RefSeq, a predicted model, not a curated record